AUGGCCCAGUGCAGCUCUGAGAAGGCGACUUGCUACACCAACAUUGGUCUCCCCAACCCUUACAGCAAGCGCCGCAGCGGUGACGCUUGCCAGGUUCAGGAGUGCUGCGAUGAUGCGGACAACCAGUGCCGCACGGCUCCUGACGCGAACAUGAGCAAGUGUAGCUCCGACAAAGCCACCUGCUACACCAACAUUGGUCUCCCCAGCCCCUACGGCAAGCGCGAGACGGCCGUCGACUGCAAGGACCAGUCUUGCUGCGAUGACGCCGACUCCAAGUGCCGUACUGGCCCGGAUGCGAACAUGAGCCUUUGCUCUUCCAACAAGGCGGCCUGCUACCAGAGCGUCGGCCUCCCUAGUCCCUACGGCAACUAA
Aplosporella prunicola CBS 121167 is the source of this 372-nucleotide messenger RNA. RefSeq lists its product as uncharacterized. Lineage: Eukaryota; Fungi; Ascomycota; Dothideomycetes; Botryosphaeriales; Aplosporellaceae. The record is from RefSeq and is a predicted model, not a curated record. The transcript has a single exon. The coding region runs from base 1 to 372 and encodes 123 amino acids.